Rhincodon typus (whale shark) is the source of this 1446-nucleotide messenger RNA. Its product is annotated as microtubule-associated proteins 1A/1B light chain 3C-like. Gene Ontology annotation, biological process: cellular response to nitrogen starvation; autophagy of mitochondrion; autophagosome assembly. The transcript has 4 exons. Gene Ontology annotation, molecular function: ubiquitin protein ligase binding. The record is from RefSeq and is a predicted model, not a curated record. Gene Ontology annotation, cellular component: autophagosome membrane; cytosol; autophagosome. The coding region runs from base 237 to 635 and encodes 132 amino acids. NCBI's taxonomy places the organism in Eukaryota, Metazoa, Chordata, Chondrichthyes, Orectolobiformes, Rhincodontidae.
AGUGGACGGCGAUCAGUUGGAAUCAAUACCAAUCCCCCUUUUUCUCUUUAUAUAGAGAGAACUUCGCAGAGCGUGAGUUGAGUAGGAUUCUGGACUAGUUACAGCUGUGCUAGUUUCUUAGAAGUUCAUUCCAGACUCAUAAGUCAAGCCGUUCCUGCGUCCACCACCAACUGAAACAUUUCAUCUCAGAAGGAACAAGAGGUGCCGGCCGGGGAAUAAUUUGGAAAGUCUGGAGUAUGGCUGUCGUGCACCGGACUUACGGAGCUCAUCGCUUCAAACACCGAAAGACAUUUACUGCAAGGAAAGAGGAGUCUGCAUUCAUUCGCUCCAAAUACCCCCAGAAAAUACCGGUUAUUGUGGAACGAUAUCCUGGCGAGAAGCAUCUGAAAUCGUUGGAUAGAACCAAAUUCCUCGUUCCUCAAGAUGUAAUAGUGAGCCACUUCAUUACUAUCAUCAGGAACCGGCUAGCUCUAACACCUAAUCAAGCAUUUUACCUUGUGGUGAAGAACAAGAGCCUCUCCAAUAUGUAUACAACUAUUGCUGAACUGGAUGAAGAAUACAAGGAUUCUGAUGGCUUCUUGUACAUUUCCUAUGCGUCACAGGAAAUGUUUGGUGCAAACUGGCCAGGACACUAAUGGACUCGUCUGGGAACCUGAAUCUCCUGCUGCCUAUUUAGUUGUGUAUUUGUGCUACACAAAGCAAUUCGUGAAGGUGAUGAACACUAAGUUUUCCCCUAAAUUCAGGGGAUAAAAGUCCUGCUCUUAAACUAGAUAAUGCAACUCUUUGCACUUGAUUCACCAAACUGUUUGUUUUCUUUACUAUCCAUGUACAUUUUAGGUGAAAUGGCACUCUGAAAUUGUUAAACUGUAGGCAGCAGAUAUUUGAGCAAAAAUCCCUUUUUAAAAUGAUGGCCCACUCAUACAAGCUUGCUAGAGGCAACCUGGUAGACAUGAGACUUUUUUCUUUCCUUCCCCAACACUGGCCAGACUGGUACAACUAUUUCCUGCUUUGCUACACAUUCCCUUCUCACUUUAAUGGCCUAACAAAUGUAGCUUAUGUUAACUUAGAUUCCAGUGAGGAAUGGUGAUUUAAUCUUGAAGCAUUGUAUACAGCCACUACUCUGCACUUCAGUCCUGUUUAUCUCCAGUAGCUGUUCUGCAGGGAGGGAAAAAGUUGGUGGAGCCUUUCUGCUGUUUCAAUGUAGAGCUUUUGUUGUAUAGUAACAUGCUGCAUUUGGAUUUGACAUGAGCAACAUAAACUUACUUUAUUCCAGUAUUUUAAAACUUUGUACCACCUUGGACAUCACUUCCACAGUGCAAUCUAAUCCAUGUUGGAAUGACAAAUCCUAAUUGUAUUGGUGCAGUUCAGAACAAAUCAAAUAGGGAAAGCAUAUCCACUAAUGAAUUUUGUAAGCCAAUAUUUGGUCAUAAACUUUUUGUAACUUUU